Messenger RNA from Cannabis sativa, 1329 nucleotides. Its product is annotated as serine/arginine-rich splicing factor RS31. NCBI's taxonomy places the organism in Eukaryota, Viridiplantae, Streptophyta, Magnoliopsida, Rosales, Cannabaceae. The record is from RefSeq and is a predicted model, not a curated record. The coding region runs from base 170 to 961 and encodes 263 amino acids. Gene Ontology annotation, molecular function: RNA binding. Gene Ontology annotation, cellular component: nuclear speck. Gene Ontology annotation, biological process: mRNA splicing, via spliceosome. The transcript is spliced from 5 exons.
AUGCCCCGCUAAGUUAGGGACUAUUUUCCUAAAAAGUCAGCCAUAAUUCAAGGUUCUAUAAAAAUCGAAUCAAACUAAGAACAGCCCCUUAGGGUUUUUGGUAUUUCUCGUUACAGACAUUUGAUUUGAUUAAUAAGGGUUUUUGUCAUAGGGGAAUUUCGUCAAAAUAAUGAGGCCGAUAUUUGUUGGGAAUUUUGAGUAUGAUACUCGCCAAUCGGAGUUGGAGCGCCUUUUUUCCAAGUACGGGAGGGUCGAGCGUGUCGACAUGAAAUCUGGAUUUGCUUUUGUCUAUUUUGAUGACGAGCGGGAUGCUGAAGAUGCUAUUCGUUCCCUCGACAAUAGGCCAUUUGGAUACGACAAGCGCAAGCUAUCCGUUGAAUGGGCUAAGGGUGAACGUGGUCGACACCGUGAUGGAUCGAGGUCAAAUCAGAGGCCUACAAAAACUUUGUUUGUGAUCAACUUCGACCCUCUUCGUACAAGAGCUCGUGAUAUAGAAAAACACUUUGAACCAUAUGGAAAGGUUCUUCAUGUUAGGGUUAGACGGAAUUUUGCAUUUGUGCAGUUUGAGACUCAGGAAGAUGCUACCAAGGCGCUUGAGUGUACUCACAUGAGCAAGAUACAGGACAGGGUGGUCUCUGUUGAGUAUGCUCUCAAGGAUGAUGAUGAGAGAGUUGAUCGCUAUGAUAGUCCAAGAAGAGGAAGUUACAGUAGGCAUGGGGAUAGUCCUUAUGGGAGAUCACCUAGCCCUGCGUAUCGCAGGCGUCCAAGUCCUGACUAUGGUCAACCCCGAAGCCCAGCUUACGACAGAUACAAUGGCCCUGUCUAUGAUAGGCGAAGAAGUCCCGAUUAUGGUCGAAACAUCAGUCCUGAAUAUGGCAGAUAUCGCAGGUUUGUAGUUAUGCACGCGCUGUCCAGUUUAAUUAUAUUGUUGGAUAUGUUCAUUGCUUUUGGUUUUAAAUAACUGUUUUCUAUAACUCAUUUGUUCAUUUCCAAAUAUUUGAGUUCUCAUUUCUUAUACCUCACUACUUGCAGCCGCUCACCUAUUCGCCGAUCAAGGACCUGAACAUGAUACAGUCUGGUGAUAGUGAUACAAAGUGGUUGAUUAUAGGUUUACAUAGGGGUAGUAGAUUUAUAGAGCAUGGAUAAUAUAUCUUAAAUGUUUUGAUUAGUUUAUUGUUGUCUUGAAGAAAUACUAUAUUAAUGUUCAAAGUAUAUUGGUGAAUUAUGACAGUAGAACUUGGUAUUUAACUGCUUUUAUCCAAAUUUGAACAUUCGACUGGCGCAGGCCAUAGGACUUUAUUAUGCAGCUUUGGAUUUUGAUUUAUGUCA